AACAGACAUGGCGGCCGCCAGUGUGUUCAGACCUGGCUUGUUCAAGCAUAAAGUCGCAAUAGUUACCGGCGGAGGGACCGGUAUCGGUAAAGCCAUCUCCGCAGAGCUGCUGGAGCUCGGCUGCAAUGUGGUGAUCUCCAGCAGGAAGACUGAAAGGUUGGAGGCAGCAGCUCAAGAAAUGAGACAUAAAAUCCCUCCCUCCAGUCCUGCAAGUGUCACAGCUUUACCCUGUAACAUCCGCAAUGAGGAUGAGGUGAAGACUCUGGUCUCGUCUGUGUUGGAGCGACACGGCCGAAUAGACUUUUUGGUGAACAACGGAGGAGGUCAAUUCAGCUGCCCAGUGGAAAACAUGUCCUCCAAAGGCUGGAAGGCGGUGGUGGACACCAACCUGACAGGAACCUUUCACUGCUGCAAGGAGGUCUACGCGGCGUGGAUGAAAGAGCAUGGCGGCGUGAUCAUCAACAUCAUCGCUGACAUGUGGAAAGGCUUUCCAGGCAUGGCCCACACGGGAGCAGCAAGGGCAGCAGUGGACAACUUAACCAAGACUCUCUCCGUUGAGUGGGCGUCGUCUGGAGUGCGGGUCAACGCCGUUGCACCUGGCACAAUCUUUUCAAAAACUGCAAUGGAGAACUACAAAGAGCUCGGGCCACACAUUUUCAAAAUGUCGUCAUCGUUUAACCUUGCAAAACGACUGGGAUUACCUGAAGAGAUUUCAUCCGUGGUUUGUUUCCUGCUCUCGCCUGCUGCUUCCUACAUCUCUGGAGCUACACUCAGAGUUGAUGCAGGACAAAGUCUGUACCCCUCCAUGUGGGAGGUACCAGACCACAGUGCAUGGUCCGAGGCUCCAAAAGGGGAGAACCUGGAUGCCCUGAAGACACUGCUCGAUCCAAAAAGCAAACUCUAAUUCACUUAUCAACAGUACAAACCACCAAGAUCCGCAAACCACAUGAGAAAAUGAUCUGAACCUAUACUAUAAACAUGAAACUAGUAUUUAAUAAACACUUUAUUUUGGGUCUGUUGCAAAUGUAUUCCACUUCCCAGUAGAAUGGCAGGUCAACAUCUUCGUUGUAGCUGCGCCUGAUGAGGGACACGGUACACUAGAUGUAAAGACAAGUGCGAUUAAAGUAAAACUGUGUGAAUGGGUGAGCCAGCACAGUCAGACAACACAAACACAUCACAGGCUAAUGAGCAACAUGCUCCUGUCUCUGCUGUGUAAAUCUGCUGGCUAUGAGUAAUGGGAUAUUGACUUGAAGAAAACAAUGUCCAUAUGGGGUGUGUGAUUUAUUAUUAAAUCUGUUUAAUGAUUGUAUGUAAUUGAAGCAACAUUAGUGUGAUGCACUGUUUCACUGUUAUAUAAGAAAUUAUUGACACACUGAUACACAGCAGUUUUUCUGUGUUAAUUUAUGUUGAUGUUUCUGAACCGAAUGUUUGUAAGAGCUCAACAAUUUGAGUCAUGUGAUCUUCUACAGAAAUGUGAUUUUGUUUAACCCAUACAAACUUAAUGUUUAUGUGGAAGCCUUUUAUUAAUCCCCGAGGGAACUUUUCAAAACAUAGAAAAUACUUGUAAUACAACUGUAAUGCAGACAGUUGUCUAAGUAGAGCAACUGAAUGAAUUCUGACCACACGCUAAUUUCCGUUUCUUAAAUGUGGUGUUUGCAUAGCAAACAUUCAGUGUUUGUAUGGCAAACUGAUUUUUAUUGAUGCAAUUAAAAUUAUUUUCUUUAUGAAAGCUGUUGUUUUACUCAUAAAUGUCACAAAAACUCUGGAUGCAUAAAGAAAUAUUUCAGUUGAAGAUUGAUUCCUAAAAUCUCAUUACAGCAGAUUCCUUUAAUCUUUAUCCAAAUAUGGCAUUGUAUCUAAAAACAUCCACUAGCUAGAUAGAUAAAUACUUUGAAAUUCAGCAUGUCUUCCAUCUUCACUACAAUCAAAAUAAUUUCUAAAUUUACAUGUAUAAACUGAUGAAACUAAACACAAAUCAGAUUAAGUAUUAAGAACUCUGUUAGAGUAGAUACAUUAAUACUAAAUAUUCACAAUAAAGGGGAAGGACAA
Salarias fasciatus (jewelled blenny) is the source of this 2049-nucleotide messenger RNA. Its product is annotated as peroxisomal trans-2-enoyl-CoA reductase-like. Gene Ontology annotation, biological process: phytol metabolic process. The transcript has 8 exons. Gene Ontology annotation, molecular function: trans-2-enoyl-CoA reductase (NADPH) activity. The coding region runs from base 8 to 904 and encodes 298 amino acids. The record is from RefSeq and is a predicted model, not a curated record. Gene Ontology annotation, cellular component: peroxisome. NCBI's taxonomy places the organism in Eukaryota, Metazoa, Chordata, Actinopteri, Blenniiformes, Blenniidae.